AUGAAGAAUGUUGAGAGAAAAGUUCGCAAAAUUUUGCGACGACUGGGUAGUGGAAAUCGUCGAGCUGCGUGGCAGAUGCAUGACGGGACGGUGAAGGACUCCAGUUCUGGAAGUGAUUUGGAUGACCUGACGCAGCAUUCAGAAAAUGAAAAAAUCAGCUGUAGAAGCGUCAGCAGUCGGCAUGUGCAUCAUAAAUCGAUAAUGGCUCCAAUAGCGUUCCAGUCCAGGAGAGCCUCAACAAAGAGCAAGGAACUAUUCUCAGAAGCUGACCAGCAAGAGCUGAAGGAACAGCAUAGCAGAGCUGGACCAGAUUUCUGUUGUGAUGAUCAAGUGUUAUUUACGCGUUCGCUGAUAGCAGCGUCAACGCAGCCGCCGAGCGCUGCCAGCGAAAACACACAGGCAGGCGCAGAAGUAAAUUCGUUCGUUCACCACAGAACAUGCGAAUCGGAAGACGUUGACGAUGUUUCCGACUACUCCGCUUACGGACAGUUGAAUGCAGCACGUAAGUCUGCAAACGAACUGGACAUAUCAGUGGAUGACUCGUUGCCAGAAUCAUGGGGUCGUGAGAGUGGCUACUUGUCCGGCAUUGACCUCCGGUACAGCGCUUCGGCAGCCGAAUCACCAGCACUUUCACCAUGCGUCGUUGUUAAAAAUCUGCAACCGUUGCUGCGGAAUGCUACUGACACAACCGCCCAACACCUGUUUCACGAUGAAAUGAACAGAAACAGAAAGGGUAUUUUGCAAGUCGCUCAUGCAGUCCCACGUCGUUUGGGCGUUGCUGGUGGCAAGAGACUUAGAGACGAGGAUGCUGAGGUACCGGAUUAUGAAACCACUGAAUUGCUGCUCUCUGAAUGUGUCGCGGAAACGAAAUAUAUCACGACGAUAUUUGAACUCGCAUCAGGUGGUAUUGUUGGCCUGAUCGAUGACGUCCUCAACGAAUUUGGCAUUUGGUUUAACAAAGAGGUUGGCCUGAUUGGGAUCGCAUGUGAAGUGCAAUGGUCUGUACCGGAGAAGCAUCGUCAUCGAGCUAUCGAAAUGAGAAUGAAGGAAGCUCUUCAUCGUUCACUUCGACAAAAUAAUCGCCGUGUGCUGAACAUGAAAAGUAAGACUGGCAAUUACCAGUUACCGUUAACUAUGAUAUCAGCUGACACGGCUGAGGGAUGCGAACACGACUGCCAGCUGGAUUGUUUUCAAGGCAUUCACCGACGAUUCUACAAAUCGCUGCUGCCGUAUCAGCAUGCCGAUACCGGUGCUUGGCACAGACCGUACUGGACUUUUCAUGGGACCAGUUGGCAAAGCGCACCACAGCCAAAUCCCAAACAGUUCCUUUUUGGACGCGAUGCGACAAAACUAGACAGCGGUUGCCUCGUUGCUGUCAAUGUGAUUGCCUUAAAAAUCGUGAUUUAA
Molecule: messenger RNA, 1407 nt
Organism: Gongylonema pulchrum
Lineage: Eukaryota; Metazoa; Nematoda; Chromadorea; Rhabditida; Gongylonematidae
Source: the annotation of a GenBank genome assembly